GUUCUCUUGAGAGGCAGCCAGUUUCUGCAGAAAAGUUGUUCCAGCAUUUAACAUCAUAGAUACCUGAAGUCUCAUGAAAAGAAAAAGCAGGUUUCUCAAUGACUAGCAAAGUUCGUUUAUGAGAUUGGAAAUAACUGUGAUAUCAAGCAUCCGUCUGGAUGCAGAGGUCUUUUCACAGAAGAUAUUCAGCAUUGGUAAACGGAUUUGCGGAUUUGCAUGGGGUAAAAAUGGAGGCAGAAAUAAACUUCGGAAAUUGAAUCUCGGUCCAGGAAUGAUGGCUUCUCAGCUGUAUACACAUGCUUUAAAUAUCCCCCCAAUAGAGAAGAGGAGAUUGUGCAUAAAUGGAACACCAUGGAUUUGGCAUCUCCUAGAAGAAUGUGUCGAGAACGCGUGGGAGUAUUGGAGCGUUGUCAUAGGACUGAUUUCUAUUGUCUGUUUUCUGUUUGCUGCACUACCUCAAAUUUACAUUGCCUGUCAGAAUGGAAGAGUGGAUCAAGCGCUGUCUUUGGGCUUUCUGCUGUGUUGGAUAGCUGGAGACCUUACAAAUUUCGUAGGCUGCUAUUUAACAAAUCAACUGCCAAUUCAGAUUGUCACUGCCAUUUUUUAUGUUAACAUGGAUAUAAUUAUGAUUUCACAAUUUGUCUACUAUAAGCUCAAGAACCAGAAGAUGACAAAAUGCAGCAAAAGCCUGAAGAAUUUCUGCAUAACCUGGAUCAUGGUGUGUAUAGCACUGUGUGUUAUUUUACCCUGUCAGCUGUUACUAAGAAACCAAGACCAGAGUACAGUAAUCGAAGGGAAUAAUAACUCUCUUGAUAUGAUUGAAAUGUCAGGCUUCAUUUGUGGCUAUAUAUCCUGUGUGUUUUACUUGGGAAGUAGAUUUCCUCAGCUGUAUAAAAAUUUCCGAAGAAGAUCAACAGAAGGCACCUCUUACUUGCUGUUUGCAUUAGCCAUGAUGGGAAACUGUACAUAUGGACUGAGCCUUGUUUUGAAGAUGCCAGCUGCUGAAUCCUUCCGGGCCCCCUACUUUUUACACCAUCUUCCAUGGCUCAUUGGGAGCUUUGGAGUUUUAUUUCUAGACAUUUUUAUGACUGUGCAAUUCAUCCUGUAUCGUCAGCACAAGGAAAGACAAGCUGGUUUAGCAGCACUGGAAGUGGAACCAUUACUGGUGAACGAGGCGACUGCCUAGUAUCAGGCUGGAUUCGGCUCCUGUUUUCAUUGGAUUUUGCUCUUGGAUGACUUUGACAAACAGUUAAGAUUGCAGUUGCUUAGGGACCAAAUUUAUUACUUAUUUUUUAUUAUUUAUUUUGUUAUUAAUUUGUCAUUACUUAUUUGCAAAUGACAUGCCAAUAAUAAAAUAUUUAAUAUUUACUGUGUUGUUUCAGGAUAGAUACAAUUUUUUUUUCCUGAUUUUUUCCCAUUUUAGCUCUUUCUCCCCAAAGUGUGAUAUGGAGUCACAGCACUAGGUGCUGUAGAAAUAUUUAUUUGACAUCAUGAUGCAGUGCAUAUCGUAGGAUGACUAUUUAUUUUUAGAUGAACAUGUACAUCUAGUUAACGGUAGUGUGGCUGGUUUAAAAACAAUGGACGAGAUUACCCCUGUGCCUUGAACCCAUCCUGGAGUUACAGACUGCUCAGUCCUAUUGCACUGUAUGUCAGAUUUGGCCUUUUUUAUUCACACUCAAUUUUGUAUGCAUCAGAAGAAAAAACAUCCUAUAAUUAAGUAACCUCAGAGCAGGGCAUCUGUUACUGAAGCAAAAGCAGAAUCCUGGUGUAAGUUGGUGGGAGCCUCAUGUACAGCUCAUUGCAGAGUAUCACUAUGCAUUUUAUUUUUAAGAGUUAAAGCAUUUAUACAUCAAUACCUGUGUGUUCCAAGGAAUACAAUUACUGUAUGUCAUCAUAUACCCCAUAUAAUCUUUUUGUACAGCAUGCAUUUUCUUUGCAAGCUUCUGGUGUUUUAAGAAAAUAAAAAAAAAAAAAAAAAUUAGAAGCUAAGGAGACUGACCUUUGCAAUUGCGGAUUUUUUGCAAUACUGUUGUGUUUGAAGAAAACUUUAAUAAAAUUACCUCAAAGAAUAAAGUUGUUAAUAUUUCAU
Molecule: messenger RNA, 2089 nt
Organism: Aptenodytes forsteri (emperor penguin)
Lineage: Eukaryota; Metazoa; Chordata; Aves; Sphenisciformes; Spheniscidae
Gene: SLC66A1L
Product: PQ loop repeat containing 2 like
Exons: 8
Coding region: 119-1186 (355 amino acids)
Source: RefSeq, a predicted model, not a curated record